GCAUUGUAGGAUAUCUGCGGACAGCGACAUUUGUCUCAGAUACUCACCUUCUUUAUUUUCUUCCCCUCCAAAACCCACCUACUCCAGCAUCCGGAGGCGUCUGCCAAACCAUGAGCGACGACACGAACGGGGUGGCCGUAGGGUCACCCGAACAUUACGCCAUUGGUAUCUCCUUUGGAAAUUCCUACAGUUCGAUAGCACAUAUCUCGGGCGAAGGAAAAGUCGAGGUCAUUGCCAACGAAGAAGGAGAUCGGCAGAUCCCCUCGAUCCUCUCAUACGUUGGGGGAGAAGAGUUUCACGGAACACAAGCAAAAGCCCAGUUGGUCCGUAACAGCAAGAACACAAUCGCAUACUUCAGAGACUUUAUUGGGAAAGACUACAAGUCGAUAGACCCUACACCUUGCCAUGCCUCUGCCCAUCCUCUCGAGAUCGACGGUCAAAUCACGUUUUCCGUACAGGAGAAGGAAGACGAGCAGGAAAAUAAAAUAGCACUGCCGGAAGUUGCGAUACGACAUCUGCGACGGCUCAAGAAUUCUGCAUCCGAUUUUACUGGCAAGACCGUCAAUGCAGCCGUUGUUGCUGUGCCCACAGACACCAGCGAAGAGCAAAAGGCUGCCUUGACCAAAGCUGCGGCAGCCAUCCAAGUUGAAAUUUUACAAUUCAUUCCCGAACCCAUUGCGGCACUACAGGCAUACGAUUCGCGAUCUUCCGAUGCUGCGGCGGACAAAACCGUGGUGGUUGCAGACUUCGGUGGCAACCGAUCCGAUGUCGCCGUUGUCGCUUCAAGAGGUGGAAUGUACAGCAUCCUGGCGACUGCUCAUGACUAUGAAUUGGGUGGGGCUCAACUGGACCAGGUGUUGGCAGAUCACUUCGCCAAAGAAUUUGAGAAAAAGAACAAGACUGAUCCGCGGAAGAACGAAAGGAGUUUGGCCAAGUUGAAGCUGGAGUCUGAAGCUGUGAAGAAGGCUCUCAGUCAAAGUACUAGUGCUGCCUUCAGUGUGGAAAGCCUUGCUGAUGGUGUUGACUUCCGAUCGUCCAUCAACCGAAGUCGUUAUGAGAUACUUGCUUUGAAGACAUUUGGUCGAUUUACCAGGCUCAUCGAGGAAGCCAUCAAAAAAGCUGAUCUCGAUGUGCUUGAUGUCGAUGAAGUUGUCCUGUCUGGCGGCACUUCGCACACGCCGAAGAUCGCGAAGAACGUUGAGGCCAUCUUCCCCGAGACUACUCAAGUUCUGGCACCUACGACCACUCCGUCAGCGUUGAACCCAUCCGAACUUUCUGCAAGAGGGGCUGCCUUGCAAGCUUCCUUGAUCCAGGAGUUUGACAAGGAGGAUAUUGACCAGUCAACGCACGAAAUGGUCACCGUCACACCACACUUGACGGCUGCCAUUGGUUACCAAGUGACUGGACAGCCAGGCGAUUCGAUCUCGGUUAUCAUCCCACCAGACACUGCUGUUCCCGCGCGGAGAACGAAAGUCAUUGAAGGCCUUGAAGGAAAUGUUCUGCUUCGCAUCAGUGAAGGGGAGCGGGAGAUCAAGGUCACGCGGCCAGAACCCAAGGAGAAACCCGAGACGAAUGGCACCAAAGAGGACGAAGAUGAAGAUGACUCUGAUGUUGAUGAGGAUGAUGAACCCGAGGAGAUUCGUGAGAAGAUCUACAAGCCAAAGAAAGUACUGGCCGAAUUUGUCUUCAGAGAUCUUAAGAAGGAAUCGAAGGUAGAAGUCAUGGUCAACGUCGAUGCUGAGAUGUCCAUGUCGAUUACAGCUCGACCUGUUGGUGGCAAAGGCGGUGUCAGAGGCGAGGUCAAGGCUCCGCAGGUCACUUCCAACGGCAGUGCUUGAGCAAGAAGGCAGAUUUGAGGUUUUGGUGGCAUCGGCAUGGCGCGGAGUGAUCAGUCAGUCUUCUGCUUAUGAACCCAAAACAAAAACCGCGAGCGUUUCUCCUAUAGAGUUCAUCAGCUAUGACGAUUCAUGGUCAUGUAUGAUAUCCAUGCGUAGAGACAAGUAUGAGCCACGCGUCAAGGUCUACCUUAUUGUGCCCCUGCAAUCUGCUUUCCAUACAAUUGCCGGCUUGUUUUCGACGGACGGUAUGGGUGGCGUCGGAGCACACUACCGCAAUUGUGGACCACAAGAACAGUGAAGGAUAAAGCA
Exophiala xenobiotica is the source of this 2147-nucleotide messenger RNA. RefSeq lists its product as uncharacterized. NCBI's taxonomy places the organism in Eukaryota, Fungi, Ascomycota, Eurotiomycetes, Chaetothyriales, Herpotrichiellaceae. The record is from RefSeq and is a predicted model, not a curated record. Gene Ontology annotation, biological process: protein folding. The transcript has a single exon. Gene Ontology annotation, molecular function: ATP binding; ATP-dependent protein folding chaperone. Gene Ontology annotation, cellular component: cytosol; nucleus. The coding region runs from base 111 to 1838 and encodes 575 amino acids.